Molecule: messenger RNA, 1935 nt
Organism: Synchytrium microbalum
Lineage: Eukaryota; Fungi; Chytridiomycota; Chytridiomycetes; Synchytriales; Synchytriaceae
Exons: 14
Coding region: 1-1935 (644 amino acids)
Molecular function (GO): flavin adenine dinucleotide binding; oxidoreductase activity, acting on CH-OH group of donors
Source: RefSeq, a predicted model, not a curated record
AUGGCUUCACAGCAAAGCUACGAUGUCAUUGUCGUUGGUGCAGGCAGUGCAGGAUGUGUCGUAGCAAACCGUCUGUCUGAGGAUCGACACCUCCAAGUCCUACUUAUUGAAGCAGGACCAGACCACAACAACAACUUUCCUGGUGCAAUCAUUAACUUACCUGGUGGUUACGCCCAGAUUCAAACUGGACAAUAUGAUUGGAAUUUCUAUACUGAAAAGCAACCUGCGACAAGGAGUCGUGUUCAUUUCUGGCCUCGUGGUAAGGUCAUGGGAGGCUGUUCUUCUAUCAAUGCCAUGCUAUGGGUACGAUGCAAUCCUGAAGACUAUGAUGAAUGGUCUCGUGAUUUGGGAUUGGACGGUUGGGGAUGGAGCACUGUUGAACGGUACUAUAAGAAACUCGAAAAAUAUAGCAUCCCUACGGAAGAACUUGAUCCUGGAUGUCAUGGAUUUGAUGGUCCUUUAGGAAUUUCUCGAACUGGUGGUGGAAUCGUCAAUCCAUUAUCUACUGCCUAUGUGAAGGCAGCUGCUCAGGCUGGUAUCGGUUUAGGAAAAGAUGGUGUUACUGAUCCAACUGCACCAAAAUCUGCCGCUCAACUAUCACCAUUCGGAAUCGACUACAAUGGGAAAACUCAAUUUGGAUCAGGGAUAUCUCAGACGACUGUUUACGAAGGGGAUCGAAUGACUACUGCUCGUGGAUACAUUUGGCCAUUGAUGGACAAGAAGGCGAAAACUUAUAGAUCCAAUUUGACUGUGAUGACUGGUGUUCAAGUUACCAAAGUGCUGUUUGAGGGUACAAAGACUGUUGGUGUUGCCUAUGAGGUUAACAAGAAGCAGCAGGUCAUCAAAUGUCGAAAGGAGGUUGUUUUGUGUGCUGGUGCUGUACAAACUCCUCAAAUCUUGAUGCUAUCUGGUGUUGGAGCUAAAGCUGAGCUUGCUCAACAUGGAAUUCCAGUUGUUGCUGAUGUACCAGGAGUCGGAAAAAACUUGCAAGAUCACUUGUUUGCAGCAUCACCCUUCCUAGACCACUCGGGCAAUGCCUACGUAGAUGGAGAAGUAGGAUUACUCGCAACGGGGCUCUACCAGUACCUCAAAAACCGUACUGGAGUAUUGACCACAUCUGCUGUACAAGCUUUGUCCUUCUUCUCGACAGAAGGAUAUUUGAACCGUUUACCGAAACUCAAUCGUACUCGUCCGCCACCACCGAAUAUGGAGAUUCAUUUCGUGCCUGCUACGUUCGGCCCUGAUAUGGUCAAGUUGUUUAAAUUUGCUACAACCGUCGUAGAACCACUCGGCGAAGUUAAGGCCAACCAAAAAUUCGACAUGAAAAGCCUCCGUGAAAAAUCCCACUUGAUUCGAAUCUCUGAAAAAGGUGGUAGCGUCCCACGUUUCGUAUUCCCACUAGUCUCCCUCAUCAAACCACAAUCUCGUGGUACUAUCUCUCUCAAAUCAUCAAACCCAUUCGACGCACCCGUAAUCGACCCGCAAUACUUUUCAGUGCAGGCCGAUGUAGACGACAUGGUUGAUGCAUAUGCACAAAUGCGAGUGGUUAUGGAUUUGAUUACCAAGAAUGGAUAUAAGAUGCAGGAAUGGACUGAUGAGGGGAUUGUUGAUGAGGUGGUGCGUGUGCAAGGGGUUAGUCGUGAGGAGGCUUUCAAGAGCCGUGCGUAUAUGGAGGAGCAGAUACGUAGGACUUCUGUUACGAUUUAUCAUCCAGUCGGCACAUGCAAAAUGGCCACUUCAGAUGAUCCAAUGGGUGUUGUAGAUACUCAUUGCCGAGUCCGUGGCGUCUCAGGCCUCCGUGUAGUGGAUGCCUCUGUUAUUCCAAUCAUUACGGCAGGAAAUACGAAUGGACCAGCUAUCGUUGUAGCUGAAGUGGCGUCGGACUUGAUCAAGGGUGAUUUGAACGCCAAUGCCUAUACCACCAGCCGUCUUUAA